GCCGGCCCAUGUCCAGAUCGCGGAUAUUUUCGUAUUGGCUACUUACCAGUCGUCGGCAAAGGGCAUCGCGCGGCCCAAGCUGCAGCAGCACAAGGAGGAGGCAGCAGCCGCCGCCGCGGCGGCGGCAGCGGGGCAGGCCGCAGGACAGGCGGCCAAGUAG
Monoraphidium neglectum is the source of this 160-nucleotide messenger RNA. RefSeq lists its product as hypothetical. The transcript has a single exon. The record is from RefSeq and is a predicted model, not a curated record. Lineage: Eukaryota; Viridiplantae; Chlorophyta; Chlorophyceae; Sphaeropleales; Selenastraceae. The annotation marks the transcript as partial.